CGCUAUUACACCAACCUCCACCGAACGUCUCACAGUACGACAGUUGCCACAAUGUCCGACGAUGAGAUGAAUAUUGACGAAGUUGCCUCUGGAGGAGCCGUCAAACGAAAAGGAAGAGGUUUUCAAAACUCCGGAGGAGGGAAUGAAGCGAGCACAGGCACAGAGCCCACUUACGACCGCGUAGAAACACAUACGAAGGACACCGACUCGAAGGCAGCACGAUCCGUUGAAGGAUGGAUCGUUCUUGUCACAAAUGUGCACGAGGAAGCCACCGAGGAAGAAGUGACCGACAAGUUUGCGGAAUACGGAGAAAUAAAAAACCUCCAUCUGAAUCUAGAUCGAAGAACGGGUUACGUUAAGGGCUAUGCUCUUGUUGAAUACGAAACCAUGACUGAAGCCCAAGCAGCGAUUGAUGGCGCGUCGGGAUCUACUUUCCUCGAACAAACAGUUCAAUGUGAUUACGCAUUCGUCCGCCCGCCACCCUCUGGUCCAAAAAGAGGACGCGGUGCCCGUGGUCGAAGUGCUAGUCCCAGUCGACGUCGAUAAUUUAUCUGCCUUCCAAUCUGUACUCACUUUUCCUUACUUUGUAGUCGGCCAGAAAUUUGAUGAAUGCUUAGUUUCACGUUGGAC
Messenger RNA from Marasmius oreades (fairy-ring Marasmius), 630 nucleotides. RefSeq lists its product as uncharacterized. The transcript has 5 exons. Gene Ontology annotation, molecular function: mRNA binding. The record is from RefSeq and is a predicted model, not a curated record. Gene Ontology annotation, cellular component: nucleus; cytoplasm; exon-exon junction complex. NCBI's taxonomy places the organism in Eukaryota, Fungi, Basidiomycota, Agaricomycetes, Agaricales, Marasmiaceae. Gene Ontology annotation, biological process: RNA splicing. Bases 52 to 546 code for a protein of 164 amino acids.